CGGUUUCUACUUACUAUACUUUGUCGGUAUUUGUAUUCCUGUCCUCUUAUCUUUAUAUCAUUACAAAAUCACCCCUUUGUUUCCCUUGUAGAUUUCAACCUUUUCAUCAUUGCCAUUUUGCUAAAUGCGUGUUCAGCCUGCACCUAACUCAUGGAACCAACAAACAUCCCUCCACGUCUCUUUUCACAUAUCCACAAAAUAUAUAUAUAUACAGCCACACCAAUUCAAUCUAGAUCAUAUACUUGUGAUUUCAUUUAGUUUAUUAAGGUCAUAAUCAGAAAGACUAUGAUUUUAUUUUCUAUGUAUGCUAGAAUAAUUAAACACAGAGUUGAUGUUCUAUAAUUGAAUCAAAUAUACGAAUUUUCGUUGGCAACAUAUUCCUUCAUCAAUGAUUUUACGAACUCGUUGACUAAUACCAAGCACCAGGCAAAACGUUGACCUUUUCCCUCACAUACACACACGAAAGAAUAAACAUGUAGUAAAAGAAACUCAAGUUGCAAGAAGCAACAUCAUCGUUCUUAAUAUAACAGAAGUUAGAUUCAUGGAGGAAGAUAAAGAUAGAAGAAUGGUUCGGAGUAUAGAGAAGUUGAGAUGGAUGUUGCAGUUUGGAUUCUGCGUUAUGAGUUUGGGAUGUGCUUCAGUUUCAGGAUCAUUCUCCUUUCAAAUUCACCAUAGAUUCUCGGACCAGGUCAAGACCGUUCUUGGUGGCCAUGGCUUGCCUGAAAUGGGCACUCUCGAGUACUACGAGACCUUGGUUCACCGUGACCGAGGUCGCCGGCUAACCUCCAACAACAAUCAGACGACUGUUUCUUUCGCUCAAGGCAACUCCACACAAGAAAUCAUUUUUUUGCAUUAUGCGAAUGUGACGGUAGGGACACCGGCUCAAUGGUUCUUGGUGGCUUUAGACACGGGAAGUGAUUUGUUCUGGUUACCUUGCAAUUGCAAGUCCAGUUGCAUACGUAGCAUGGAGACCGACCAAGGCGAGAGGAUAAAGCUCAACAUCUAUGACCCAACCAUAUCAACAUCAAGCUCAAAGGUUCCGUGCAAUAGCACACUUUGUGCAUUAAGAAACAGAUGUGUUUCUCCUCUCAGCGAUUGUCCUUAUCGAAUUCGAUAUCUCUCGCCCGGUAGUAGAAGCACAGGAGUGUUAGUGGAUGAUGUGAUCCACAUGAGGACAGAAGAAGGAGAACCAAGAGAUGCUCGGAUCACAUUUGGAUGUAGUGAGUCCCAAGUAGGGUUGUUCGAAGAAACGGCUGUAAAUGGUAUAAUGGGACUUGCAAUAGCAGACAUAGCGGUUCCAAACAUGUUGGCUAAAGCCGGUGUAGCCUCAAACUCUUUCUCAAUGUGUUUUGGUCUGAAAGGGAAGGGAACAAUCAGUUUCGGAGACAAAGGCAGCUCAGACCAGCUUGAAACUCCAUUGAGUGGCACUCUUUCUCCGCCGUUUUACGAUGUGACCAUCACCGAAUUCAAGGUAGGAAGUGUGACGGUGGAAACAGAAUUCACCGCAAUAUUUGACUCCGGGACUGCCGUUACAUGGCUCAUCGAACCUUACUACACUGCUGUUACCACAAACUACCAUCUUCAAGUAGCAGACAGACGACUUCCGGCAAGAGUGAAGAGUCCCUUUGAGUUCUGCUACAUUAUUACAUCAGCUACUGAUGAAGAGAAGAUUCCUUCAAUUAGCUUUGAGAUGCAAGGAGGAGCUACGUAUAAUGUUUUUAGCCCCGUACUUGUCUUCGACACCUCCGAUGGCGGACAAGUCUAUUGCUUGGCCGUCUUAAAGGAAGUUACUGCCGGCUUCAACAUCAUCGGACAAAACUUCAUGACAAACUACAGAAUCGUCCACGAUCGUGAGAGAAUGAUUCUGGGAUGGAAAGAAUCCGACUGUAACGAUAAGAAUGGUUUUACUGGACCUACUGCCUCAGCAAACCCGCCGUCGCUGACGCCAACGCCGUCUCCAAGAGCCAGAAGCCCUUCGACGCGUUUGAACCCGCUCGCUGCUUCUUCACUCCUCAUCCUUUGCUUCUUUUCUUUUAUACUAGGGGUUGGCCCGCCCUACGGGCGGAUGAAUUUACACUAAGACUAUUAAUUUUAUAAAACAUUUGAAAAUUUACUUUAUAGUCUAAAUAAUAGAUAUAAUAUGUUUAUAUAAGAUGAAAUCGUAAUAUUAAAUUUUUACUGGUUUAAGUU
Messenger RNA from Brassica napus (rape), 2190 nucleotides. Its product is annotated as aspartyl protease family protein 1-like. The record is from RefSeq and is a predicted model, not a curated record. The transcript is spliced from 10 exons. Gene Ontology annotation, molecular function: aspartic-type endopeptidase activity. Lineage: Eukaryota; Viridiplantae; Streptophyta; Magnoliopsida; Brassicales; Brassicaceae. The coding region runs from base 542 to 2080 and encodes 512 amino acids. Gene Ontology annotation, biological process: proteolysis.